AUGGCAGAAACAAAUAUCACAAAGGCGGCGGCCACUCAUCUCGAGGAGACCUUAGGCGAAGGCGCCAUCGUCGAUGCCAAGCAUGCCUCCGACGAAGAACAUUCACAAACCUUACUGCAGGCCUUGAAGAGCAACCGCAAGGCUGUCUUCUGGUCCAUGAUGAUCUCGAUGAGUAUCAUCAUGGAGGGUUACGACACAAUUUUGAUGGGUAAUUUCUUCGGCUACCCUGAAUUUGCGAAGAAAUAUGGCACGGAUUAUGGCGGAACUACUGGAUUCCAAGUGUCUGCACCUUGGCAGUCCGGCUUGAAUAUGGGCUCGACCGUCGGAGCAAUAUUUGGCGGAAUUUUAAACGGAUAUCUCGUCUCUCAACUCGGCUAUCGCUACGUUAUGGUCGGGGCGUUGUUCUUCAUGAACGCUUUCGUCUUCAUUGUGUUUUUUGCCAAUUCUGCUGCUGUAUUAUUGGUCGGUCAAAUUCUCUGCGGCCUGAGUUGGGGUGUCUUUGCAGUAGCCAGUCCAUCGUAUGCGUCAGAAGUUUGCCCGACGAACCUACGUGGCUACCUCACGACCUAUGUCAAUCUUUGCUGGGCAAUUGGUCAGUUCAUCGCAGCAGGCGUACUUGAGGGAUUGAUUAACCGACACGAUCAAUGGGCUUAUCGUAUUCCAUUUGCCAUUCAAUGGAUUUGGCCCGUCCCGCUCAUGAUAGUAUGCUUCUUUGCACCCGAAAGUCCUUGGUAUCUUGUGCGCAAGGACAGGGUAGAUGAUGCCAAGAAAAGCCUACGACGGUUGGGAGGAGAAAAGACGGAGGACCAAAUCAAUGGCCAGCUUGCCAUGAUGAUACACACUGUGAAUAUUGAAGAAGCCCAGGCCAAGGAGAGCAAGUCCUAUGUGGAUUGCUUCAAGGGCACCGACCUCCGCCGCACGGAAAUUUGCUGCAUGGCCUUCCUCGGACAGAUUCUUUCAGGAAGCUCAUUUGCGUACUCUCCAAGUUACUUUUUCACCACAGCUGGCAUGAGUCCAGACCACGCAUAUCAGCUAAACUUAGGCGGAACGGCGAUUGCUUUCCUUGGAACAGUUUUCUCCUGGUUCUUGAUCACCCAUUUUGGCCGCAGGACUCUGUAUGUAGCAGGUCAAGGUAUCUUGUGCACGGUUCUCCUUGUUAUUGGAAUCAUAAAUGCUGCGACUUCCGCCAAGAACGCCAUUUGGGCAGAGGCUGCAUUAUGCAUAUUUUGGCUCCUUGUAUACGCUCUAACCGUCGGUCCUCUUGCAUACGCAAUCGUCUCCGAGACUUCAUCCAUCAGAUUGCGCCCACUUACGGUAUCUUUAGCCAGGACGGCGUACCAGAUCAUAAAUAUUGUUUCGCAGGUUCUUGAACCAUAUUUCAUGAACCCUACUGCCUGGAACGCAUCCGGAAAGACGGGAUUCUUCUGGGGCGGCACUGCUUUAUUGACAUUUAUCUGGGCCUACUUUCGGCUGCCUGAGACCAAAAACCGAACCUACGAAGAGCUGGAUAUUUUGUUUGCAAAGAAAAUUUCUGCUCGUAAAUUUGCAUCGGAGAAUGUCGAUGCAUAUGAGACUCAUAUUGAGGUGGCAGAAAAGAAGUGA
Molecule: messenger RNA, 1602 nt
Organism: Trichoderma virens Gv29-8
Lineage: Eukaryota; Fungi; Ascomycota; Sordariomycetes; Hypocreales; Hypocreaceae
Exons: 5
Coding region: 1-1602 (533 amino acids)
Biological process (GO): transmembrane transport; carbohydrate transport
Cellular component (GO): membrane
Molecular function (GO): carbohydrate:proton symporter activity
Source: RefSeq, a predicted model, not a curated record